CUCAGACGUGCGUGAUUGUCCCGGCCGACGGUAGAAAUGGAAGAGGACUGAUAAGUGAUAACCGUUCGACUAUUUUCCUCUUCCAAUUUUGCCAUAUCCGCUUCUUUUCCCUUUUUACUUUUUAUGACUUAUAUUUUUUUUAUUUUCUGGUCUUAAAAAUUUCGAUAAGCAACAGAGUAACCCGCCCUGUCGCUAUUCGCCGUUGUUUUUAUAAUAAUUUUUCAGCAACAAUUUCAUUGCAAAUUUCACCUGGGAUUUCUGUUAGUAUACGAUUUCAUGAACAGUUUUUUCGAUUCUGUACUAUGAUCUAUGGCAACGUGUAGUGGAGAGUAGAGAACAGUAAAGCGAACGAACAACAAAUGGGUUCGGAAGCAAAUUCAUUAUCAGCCUCUUCCUCAUCAUCAACCUCAGCGCCGGCGUCGUCGCCGCCUCCGCCUCCGCCACCUGCGACGGCGAUGUCGUCGUCGUCCUCCUCCUCCUCCUCCUCUCCAAGUGGGAAACGAAGUAGGGACCCUGAAGACGAGGUUUACGUCGAUAAUCUCCAUUCUCACAAGCGUUACCUAAGUGAGAUAAUGGCGUCAAGUCUGAAUGGAUUGACUGUAGGUGAUGCUCAGCCCAUUCCCCUCCCUCCUGAUAAUCUUAUGGAAUCUCCUGCUCGAUCUGAAACCAUGUUUUAUCUCAGGGAUGAGAUGUCUGUAGAAUAUUCUCCAAUGUCAGAGGACUCUGAUGACUCACGAUACUUCGAGACCUCAGUCAACAUGUGUUCGUCCCUGCCAGAUAGCCGACCAACCAGUCCUGUAUCUCCUUACCGAAACCAAAGGCCGUCGAGUGGGUCCACAUCCACAUCCUAUCCUGCACAUAGUUGCCCUGCCUCACCCACCACCACAGCUACACAACCUCGUCAACGGGGCGGCUCAGAUUCCGAGGGUCGAUUCCCAUCCUCGCCCAGUGACAUUUGCCAUUCUGCAGACUUGCGUAGGGCUGCGCUUCUGCGGUCUGUACAAAUGAGGACUCAACCAACAGGGCCAUCAUCAUCUUCAUUUGAUCUUCAACCGUCAAACUCGGGACAACAGGAACAUGCCAAUCAUCACAAUAUGGAAGCAGAAUAUCAUGGACAGUGUACUUAUGUAAAGUCUUUAGUUGAUGAUCCUCGAGGAUACCAAAUUGAAGAAGAAUGCUCAGUCUUGAGUAUGGAGUCAGAAAAUCACGAAAAAACCUGUGAAACUCUGGGCACCACAUUGAGAAGUAAUGAUCCCGGGGAAUAACCCUAAACCUAUGCUUCCAAAUUUUCGAGUUUUUCUAGCAUUAGAUAUUCUGUACCUAGUGAGCUGGUAGUGUGCUAAGAGCAGGCCAUGAAUUGGACAUUUAUUGGAAAAACCAUGUCUGGCAAAUUUUUCAUGUGAACCGAAACCAUUAAUGAAUAGUGAUGCUGUGAUGCAUUACAUGAGAAGGUAAAAAUUCUUUGCAAUAUCCCAUGUAACACAACUCGGUCAAAAUUUCUGCC
Messenger RNA from Oldenlandia corymbosa var. corymbosa, 1504 nucleotides. NCBI's taxonomy places the organism in Eukaryota, Viridiplantae, Streptophyta, Magnoliopsida, Gentianales, Rubiaceae. The record is from the annotation of a GenBank genome assembly.